CAUCCAUCCUCACUUUCCAAUUGUGAUGUCACUACAGCUCUGAGGUCAUAUGACCCCCUGUGUAUUGUAACUCACUACAAUUAAGGGAGUCAGCUUAAACGUCUAAAGUCUGCUGUGGCCGGAGACAUCUGGAGAACCAGUCAAAACACAGUGGAGUGCACCAUUGUUUUCCAGCUCAAAACGGAACUAGUCAGCGAAGGAGAAAGAAAGGACCCAUAACUGCUGCUAAACAUUGUUUCCGCCUUUAGUUUGUGUCCCAAACAGGAUACAGCAACAUGAACGGUAUUUUCAGAGCCACACCACCACAAAGGACAACCAAAUGUUGCUCACAUUCCAUAUGAAAACCCUCAAGAGGUAUCAGUAAAAUUGUUGUCAAGUGCGACGAUGCCACUGAUUUUUUUACUACUGCUGCUCAUCACCCAAUUUGGAGAAUUUAAUGGCAUUGAAUAUGAAACAACGUGCACUUCAAAUGCCUGCUUCACUCUACAUAUGGAGAAGGUGAGCUUUGACAAGGCCAGUCAGAGCUGUUUCCACAAUGGAGGGUACCUGAUGACAGUCAGGGACAAAGAAGAAGAUGAUAAUCUCCACUCUCUCCUCUCGCUGAUCCAAAAGGACCAGCGCCUCAAGUUUUGGAUUGGAUUAAAGCUGCACAAAGGUGACUGUGUGUUAGCUGACAAGCCCCUCAGAGGCUUCAAGUGGCUAUCUGGGGAGGGAGAUUCCCACUUCUCCAACUGGGAUAAAGAGCCUGUGGACACAUGCACUGAACGAUGUGUGCAGGUUAGCUACAAUCCGACAGGUGAGAAUCAGCUAAAAUGGACUGCUGGAGCUUGCAAAACUCCUACCUUUUAUGUGUGUAAGUUUUACUUUCAAGGAAUGUGCGACGCUCUGCUCCUGUUAGGCUCUGGACAUAUAUCAUACACGGCUCCUUUCUCCGAGGCGCCCCUGCAAACUAAGAUCAAAUCAUUGCCACUUGGGACAUACGCUAAAGUCACAUGUGGUGAUCAGGAGUCUCACUUUUCUGUGUGCAUGCUGAGUAAUGAUAAAUAUCAGUGGACUGUCCAAGGUCCGUUCUGUAAGACUGACCAUGGAAAAUGUGCAUACAACAAUGGUGGAUGUCAACAUCUGUGCCAACAGGACUCAGAUCAGGUUCGAUGCCUCUGUAACCAAGGUUACACAAUUGAGGAGGACGGACUUUCUUGUAAGUUACAAGACAAGUGCACCGUGGACGCAUGUGAAUACGAGUGCAUCGUGGGAGAGUCAGGGCUUUUUUGCAAGUGUCCCACUGGGUUCAAAUUGGAAGCAAACCAGCGAAAUUGCUCUGAUAUCGAUGAGUGCCAACGAUCAAACGCUUGCCGUGGUCAUUUGUGUAUUAACACACAGGGCAGCUACAUGUGUGCAUGUCAGGACGGCUUCCAAAUGUUCCAAGGCAAUUGUCUUGACUUGGAUGAGUGCGUGCAUUCCAAAUGUGAACACAGCUGCUUAAACACGAUUGGAUCGUUCUCCUGCUACUGUAAAGAUGGCUUUACAUUAUCAGAGGAUGGCUAUUCAUGCAUGGACAUCAACGAAUGCACAACACAGCGCUGUCAAUUCAAAUGUGUCAAUACUAAAGGAAGUUUCAGGUGCAUAUGCCCAGAAGGGUUCAAUGUGGAUGCCACUGGAAUGGAUUGUCUUUCAGAUAUGACCGAUGCACCAUUAAAUGACUUUGUGGGCCAAGCAACACAAGUAAACAUCACCGAGACUGUACCCACGAUGACAAAGGAACCCCAAAAAGGGUCCACUCCCACGGAUGUGCCUCUCCCACGCAUGGUGACUGUCAUGCCAAACAAUGCAUCCCAGGCUUCAAGCGCUAAGGCAGUCAGCUCGAGAGUGCUUAUCUGUGUGCUCGGCUCAGUGAUUCCUUUGCUGCUUUUGGUCACUGUGACAUUGACUAUCGCCAUCGUUCGAUGUAAUCGAGCUAGAAAAGAAGCAAAGAAAACUACAACAGACAGUUAUUGCUGGGUGUCCUCAGGUUUGGAUCCACGCUUAGAGAAACUUUAUGAAUCCAUCUUGACUGAUGACCUAUGACCUGAUGGACGGAGUUGCCUUCAUUUUGUACAUAAUUUAUCUUCAAGCAUAUUUAUGUAAUUUAUGUUUAAGGUUCCCAUAACUGUAAAUACUCCAUUCAUACACCCCUUGUCUCUCUUUUUUUCUUUCUGAUUGGUUGCACGUACGUACUGUACAUACUGUAUGUCACACACACACGUAAACAAUACAGUUGCCAGCACAACCAUAUGGCCACUUCUACUGAGAUAAUAACUCUCUGUAAAUUACAUUAUCAAUACUGUAUAUCUACUAUAGUGAAUGUAAAUGCCUAAAAUGCUGUGUUGCUUUUGGAUUGGAUUUCUUAAGAUCUUGAUUUUGGUUAUGAAGUUUGGUUAGCUGCUGUUUUUGAGACCCAAAGGCAUCAUUUCCAUAAAAAAUUGGUCCGUUUAUGUCCGGGUGUCAAAACUUUUUUCAACAAGGGCCACAUCCUGAAAAAUGAAAGGAUGCAAGGGCCACUUUUGAUAUUUUGUAAACCAACACAUGUAUCUAUGCUAAGAAGUUAUAGAUAUAUUUCAGGAAAAACUGCAUCUCAACUUUGCUAUAUAGGUGAAAAAGCGCAUUAUGAGUAUGGACUUCGGUCUUUUUUUUGCCUUUGUUUGUUUUUUUUUUAUAUUAAAACUUUCUUAAAUAAUUUUUGGAUAAGUUCUUCUCAUAAUAUUAUGACUUUAUUCCUAUAUUAUAACUUUUUGUUCAACACAAUUUCCCCAAAAUUACAACUUUAUUUAGUUUUGUUUGUUUCUCAAAAUAUUACGACAUUUUAAAAAAACACAUUUUUUGGGUUUGUGUGGGUUUUCUCCAGUUACUCCGGUUUCCUCCCACAUUCCAAAAACAUGCAUGUUAGGUUAAUUGGCAACUCUAAAUUGGUAUAAGUAAUAGGUAUGAAUGUGAGUGUGAAUGGUUGUUUGUCUAUAUGUGCCCUGCCAUUGGCUCACAACCGGUCCAGGGUGUACCCCGCCUGUCGCCCGAAGUCAGCUGGGAUAGGCUCCAGCAUACCCCCGCGACCCUAAUAAGGAAAAGCGGCAUAGAAAAUGGAUGCAUGGACACAUUUUUUUCUUUAAUAUUUCAACUCAGUGCCACUAAACAAGUUUAUUCUUGUAAAAUUACAGCUUUUUUCUCGUGAGAAUAAGAUUUUUUUUCUUAAUAUUUUGACUGCAUUCAUGCAUUCAGCUUUGCUGUUGUUGUUUUUUCAUUUUCCAACUAUUUCAAAACUUUUCUCCUAUUAAUUAAGACAUAAGUCCCAUAAUAUUUUGGACUUUAUUCUCAUAAAAUUAUCACUUUUUUCUCCGACCUAAUUUUCCAAAAAUGACAACUUUAUUUGUUUGUUUGUUCUUUUCAACUUCAACUUUUUUUCUUUACAAUUUUCAAAUGUAUGCUACUAAAAUGGCUGUUAUUACAAAUGUGAUUUAUUACCAUAAUAAUACAAUUAUUUUUUCUUUUUAGAUUACAACUUUAUCCUCUGAAUAUUUUGACUUUAUUCUUGUAAAAUUACUGAUCAUUUUUUCCAUUUUUGCUGUUGUUUUUUUUAGUCUUUUGUUAAAUUCGAUUUUUAGAUUGUGCUGCGGGCCAAUAAAAAAAACAGCCGCGGGCCACACUUUGACCACCCCUAGUUUAUGUUGACAUGUGUUGUGGUAUUGUUAAAGGGAUAGUUCA
Molecule: messenger RNA, 3732 nt
Organism: Dunckerocampus dactyliophorus (ringed pipefish)
Lineage: Eukaryota; Metazoa; Chordata; Actinopteri; Syngnathiformes; Syngnathidae
Product: complement component C1q receptor-like
Exons: 1
Coding region: 385-2064 (559 amino acids)
Biological process (GO): positive regulation of axonogenesis
Cellular component (GO): cytoplasm
Molecular function (GO): calcium ion binding
Source: RefSeq, a predicted model, not a curated record